AUGAUCUCAACUACGGGUGGAGCAGGGCGUUGGACUUCGCGGAGCUGCGGCUCCUUUCAGCGAAGAAAUGGGACACUGUCAACCAUCGGCGGCAUAGCGCUCAUGUUUUCAACAUGUCUAACCACGACAGUCGCUGCGGUAGAGCUGUUCCAGGAGAUGAAGACUGAUGGAGGUUGUACUUCGGCCAUCGCCUCUACGUCAACAACGAGCUCAUCGUCACGUUCGGCAAAAAUAUCUUAUAGUAACCAAGCCCAGGCUUCUCCCAUGCAACAACAUGAAUAUAGUAACCCGAUGUCGAGCUGCUCGAGGUCGAGCCCGAGGACUCCUGUAUUAAGCAACAUCUAUUGUAAAGCAGAAACAGAACAGGUGAAUGGGCGGAUUCUGCUGAAAGCUCAGCCUGCCCUUGAUGGAGCUAGAGGUGCAGCUAGCUGUAAUUUUCGAGCGCUACGUGGUGCUAGUUCUUAUCCGGGCUGCACGCCAAUGGUGAGAUGUUGUUAUACUGGUACACCACUCGGAAGCACAGGCUCCUCAUGGAUGCAAAGCGUACUAAAUUUAGUAACAUGUGGAGUUUUCGCACGAAAGUGUGAUAGCCCGUGGAGGCAAGAUGGUAUUCAAGGGCAGCAACAAGGAACACAUGCACAGCAAGUAGGACAUCAUGAUCGACUGACGCACGACUUUCUUGUUUAUCGAAAUAGAGAACAGAAGCCACUGGAAGGUGAUUCGCGACUAAAAGCUCUGGUAUACCGCGACCUCGAACAAGUCCGACACGAUGGCAACGCCUCUCCGACGCCUUCGACUGCAAGCACUUCUUGUUGUUCCACCCCAUCAACAUUACAAAGAGGACAAUGGCUGCCAGGGCCCCCGGCCAAGCCUUUCGAGUUUGAAAUGUCCCCCAAACCUUUCGAGAUGUUGUCGACUAGAGGUCUGCUGUCUUCGCACGUCGAUCGGGAGGCUAAUGCAAGUGGAAGACGAGGUCCCUCCGAGGAUGAGCAACAACCUCUUCUACAAAUACCACGUAAAGCUGACGAGCAUGCACCUGGUCAACAGUCUCCCCUGGAAGUGCCCUCCUCUAUAGUUUUACAUCAACAGUGUCGUGUAUCACAAUCACAAACUACUAAUGAUGCAGCAGUAGAGGUUAACACUAGGCAACAUAUGGACAGGAAACACGUUGACGUCGAACAACAAGCACCGCAACAAGAACUUUUAUCACCUAUUUCAAAAAAGGUGGACGAAUCAAAAAAGGAUGAACUAGAGAUAGUGCAAAAGGACCACAUGAUAUAUGAACCUCGAAGUCGCACCUGCAGUGAUGCGUCUUCAGAUUUUGACUUUUUCCUACAACCUUAUGAUGCAGAAGUGGAAAAAUGAAAGUGAUACUAGGUACUUAGAAUAACAAGUUGCAGCAUUAUAUGAAGAAGUAAGAACAAGUAAUGAACCACGACCAUGCACCUGGCAAAAUGAACGAAUUUGAAGAAAGUAUCCUCAAAGAAAAGCCUUAGCAGAUAUCAUUGAACAUGUUGAUUAUAGCAGUACUAGCACAUCGAUUUCCGUGAUGAAUCAUGUAUUUCAGCUCUAGUAUCGAGCUCUCAACAUGAUACUGAACCAACCACAAGAAGUUAUGCUGUUCUUGUGGUUAAAUUGCACUUUUUGUUUUUACCUGCUGAUUGUACGAAAAGAUCAUCUUUUAUCACAAAAUUAUGAUGAAGACGUGAAGGACGCG
Messenger RNA from Amoebophrya sp. A25, 1717 nucleotides. NCBI's taxonomy places the organism in Eukaryota, Dinophyceae, Syndiniales, Amoebophryaceae. The record is from the annotation of a GenBank genome assembly.